AUGCGACAGCUGAUUCACGCCAACGAAAGGUGCGCCGGCAAGUCGAAACACCAUCUCCACCAAAUCGACCCGGCGGACGACGACGGCCGCGACAACCGGCACACCCCAACGUUUGCACAGGCAGCAGCGGGACAACGCGCCAACCGCCGCGGCCGCGGACGCAGGGCCAUCACCACUACCAACAACAUCACCAACAACACUCACGCCACCAACAACACCUCUAACAACACCACUACCACCAACAACACCUCCGACGACACCACGCCCACUACCACCACCACCACUACCGCCACCACCAUCGGCAGCAGCAGCAACAACAACAACAACAACAACAACAACAACAACAACAACAACAACAACAACAACAACAACAACAACAACAACAACACCGGGGGCAACCCCGACCCGCGCCACGGCACGGGCAACGAGCGGUCAAGGGCCACUACCGCACAGAUUCAGGGCCCACGGAGAGCAGCGACGCAACCGACCACCACGCGCUGCCCCAUCGACACCACCAGCCAGGUGGAGACCAACGGAAACCGCAAUGAGGAAGCGGCCUCCCAACCUGCGCAGGCGUCCUCCCACUGA
Molecule: messenger RNA, 588 nt
Organism: Salpingoeca rosetta
Lineage: Eukaryota; Choanoflagellata; Craspedida; Salpingoecidae
Exons: 1
Coding region: 1-588 (195 amino acids)
Source: RefSeq, a predicted model, not a curated record